Cephus cinctus (wheat stem sawfly) is the source of this 3545-nucleotide messenger RNA. It is a transcript of the gene SWIP, whose product is annotated as WASH complex subunit 4. Gene Ontology annotation, biological process: endosome organization; endosomal transport. Bases 207 to 3476 code for a protein of 1089 amino acids. The record is from RefSeq and is a predicted model, not a curated record. The transcript has 2 exons. Lineage: Eukaryota; Metazoa; Arthropoda; Insecta; Hymenoptera; Cephidae. Gene Ontology annotation, cellular component: WASH complex; endosome.
UCUCUUUUUGUUAGUUCCUGGUUGUAUGUGAUAAGCAGAGAAACGUCAGUUCAGUAACCUCCAAACGUCAAUUUAAGAAAUAUUAACAUUUCCCUAUGAAAUUUGAACAGUGCAUUUAGUAAUUUUAUUAGUGACGGACUUGAAUAAUUCCGAAAAGAUUCAACCUUCCUACACCAAAUCUGUCGGAGGACUAAGCUGAUAUAAUCAUGAUUGAGUCCCCGACAUGGAAUUCGUCGCGGAACCAAGCAUUCUACAAGGCAGCUGGGGAGAUGCAACUGCGAAAGUAUGGCAAGUUCUUUGACGAACUGUCAUACCCAUCACAAAUAGAUUCGUCUUCCUUGGAAUUCAUCCUAGAAGGACCUGUACGCCUUCAAUACAAUGUUCAGGAAGAUAUUGGGAUUCCUUCUUUGGUUGAGAUGGAGAACAAGUCUUUAUCGAAGCUUUUAGCUGCUGCGGCAGGUACCUGUCGAGAGAUAAGGUUUCUGGAAUCUGAAGCUGGAAGGUUUUACAAUAAAUUGUUUGUUCAUGGAGAACGGAGUGAUGGAUUUAAUGCAAAAAGUAUUGGAGUGCUUCUAUCUGAUUUACAGGACCUUUCUAUGUAUGUAAAUCGAGUUUCUGUUGUUAUAAAUUUAACAAUUCAACAGCUAUCAAGCUUAGCUAGUGGUACUGGACCUGGUGAAAUUUACCUACCUAUUGUCAUUGAACAUUUAAUGAAACUUUUUGUUAUCCCUAUCACAUUAGAUGAACUAAUCGAUGCUAAUCCAGCAAUUCUUGAUCAAUGGGAAGAGUAUCGUUUAAGAGUACGUUCAUUUGCACACAAUCCUGAGCAAUUUAAUGUAACUGCUGGGCGGUUAUCCACGUUUGAGAAAGUCCUUAAAGAUCUAAAAGAUCAACUACUGAAAAAGAAUCUCUUUAUUCGAACUCUCGACAGUUCCAUGGAAAUAAACAAAAGCUCAAUAAUGUACGAUCACAUUGUAACUUACUUGAAAAAUACAAUGACAGACAUUGAGGGUAAGUUUACAGAUGUGUUAGCUGUAAAGAAGAAGUGGGUUCGCAUAAGUGUUGGUGUAAUGGUUGUGUCUAAACUCUUUGGCAAUACUGACAAGAAGCUCAUAAAAAGGAUUUGGGAAGUGAGCAAGAAGUUCUAUGGAGUGACACUGGUGGGUAAUAUUUUCUGGGUACCGAGUAAAUUCCUGUUUGAAUUUUUCCCAAAAGAAUGUGGUAGCUUCAUCAGUACCCAGGUUGGCGAAAAGAUCUUAUGGACAAGAACGACAUCACUUCCAACGGUAACUAAUAACCUGGUGCAGAAAGCGAUGUCCUGGUGCACAGAGAUGUCUCAUAUUCUAAGAAGAACAUCUACCAAAUUUCGCAUAGUGGACUUGGAACGUAAACGUAAUCUACUUGUAGAAUUGGUAUCGCUUAUGGCUGAAAUCCGUGAAAACGUCGAGUUCAUAACGAAUACUCAUGCUGCCCUGGGUAAACCGAUGAACCGUUUUACUGUCAAUCUAGUAUGUAGACUGGUCGAGGUACAAAAAACCUUAGAAACAUCAUUCCACGUUUUGGGAGCAUUGAUAGUACAGUCUCAAAUAGAUAUUGUGCAACACUUGAGUUAUCAAAUUCUGGCUUUACUAGAAACAACGAAAAAGAGACUUCUCCAGAAGGACAAAAGUUACAACAGAGAGAGAUUGGAUGCUCUUUCUCUAAUAGGACUCAGCAUUCGCUUAAUAAAUGGACCAGCCACAGUGGACAGAAGAUUGAUAGCUCGCUGUGCCCUGGUAUGUGCCAGUCAGAUAACAGAGAACUUCAGAGAAGAUGAAGUGAUUAAACUAAGAAAUUAUCUAGACCAAUACGACACCAUCGUCGACCUGGACGAGCAAGUUAACUUUUUGUGUGACUACUCCAUACUGCUUCAUCACCAGAGUAUGCUCCCAGCGUACCUAAAUCUAGUUACAGACAGUAAUCUGAACAUCAGCCACAUAGUUCAAUUAUUAUCAGCAUUUAACAGUGCCCUGGAAAAACAAGAACCGACAGAUCUAACCACAGCGAAGAUCAGCGAGCAGCGGAACAUCCUGAAGAAGAAUGUCCUGGAACCUGCUUGUCGUGAAAUUGAGACCAGUUUACGAUUGCACGUGCAUGCACAUUUAAAACUAGACGAUGCAAACCCCUUCGAAAUCGGUGCCAAGGACGGCACCAGGAUAAUACGAUCCUCGCCAUUACCCCUUGCCGAGAACAUGAUUUGUGCUAAACGCUUUGUGGAGCACUACCUGGAUGACAUGUUCUACAACCUCACUACAGUGGCUCCGCACGACUGGAGAACAUACGAUACCAUGCACCAGCUGGCAAAGUACAAGCUAGGCCUGGAUACGGUGCAAAAUCAUCUGCCUACGCAGACGCUGGAUCAGGGUCUGGACGCUCUGGAGAUAAUGCGAAACAUUCACGUGUUUGUAUCUAAAUAUUCCUACAAUCUAAAUACGCAAACGUUCAUCGAACGUACCAGUGCCAAUAAGCAUUUGAAUACCAUAGGUAUCCGACAUAUUGAAAAUUCCAUAAGAACACAUGGUACGGGCAUAAUGAGCACUACCGUAAACUUUGUCUAUCAAUUUCUGCGUAUAAAAUUGCAUACCUUCUCGCAGUUUCUCUUCGACGAGCACAUAAAGUCGCGUCUGAUGCGUGACAUCAGGUUUAUCAAGACUCAACGAGAGAACAGUGCCACGCCGUAUACGUAUGAACGCGCCGAAAAAUUCCAGAAGGGAAUAAGGAACCUAGGGAUGACACCCGACGGCCUAAGUUACCUAGACCAAUUUCGACAGCUGAUAACACAAAUUGGAAACGCGUUAGGAUACGUAAGACUAAUACGUUCAGGUGGUCAGCAGGCUCGUUCUAACGCAAUUUCAUUUCUUCCCGACAUAAACUCGUCUGUCUUCUUCGAAAACCUCUGCAAGAGCCUCAACUACUCGGAGACAACGCAAGCAGCAGCGAAGAGACUCGAGGAAGACAUCUCCAAUCUCGUUCGUAACUUCACCGAGGGUAUCGAAUACUUUAAACUCCUGGUGGACGUAUUCGCCUCGUCAUUCCGCGACGCGAAGUCCAGUCACUUACAACAGUUCUACGCUAUAAUACCGCCGCUCACCCUGAGCUUCGUCGACAACGCGGUAUCGAGCAAGGAGAAGCUCUUCAAGAAAAAUAAGACUGGUGCAGCCUUCACCGAUGAUGGCUUUGCUAUGGGGAUUGCAUAUAUUAAUGCUCUGCUGGAUCAAAGUGCCGAACUUGAUGGUUUACAAUGGUUCGAUACUGUCGAACAGCAGAUCAGCUCAGAGAAGAUCCUGGCUAAGAGUAAGGACGAUCAGGAGGACAUUAAAUUGCAGCAGACCAGAGCGUUAACCUUGAAACGAUUAGAGGAUCGAAAUGCUGAAUUUCAAUUACUCUACUACAGCCUUUCGGGCGCCAGGGUCUUUUUCAAGCAAUCAGAUUCGUAACGUUACGUGUUCGCUCGUUGCCAUAGCGUUAAGUUUUGCGAUUAUUUUAAUAUUUUAUUAUAUAUAUAU